CUACAGAUUUAAUCAUGAAACAUAUUUUAUCUAAUAUAGGUAAUUACCUAUAUUUUUUCUGUAAUUAUUAGUUUUAUCCUUUAAACUGUAAUACUUUGACCAACAGCAAAAAAUUAAAUUUUAUAAUUCAUAUUUAUUAUUUAUGUUAUAGUUAAUAUUUACCUACUUAAAAAUGUUUUAUGUACACAUACCUAUAUACAUAUAUUUAUUUUUAAGGAAUCAAUUAUUAACAGGUAUUAGGUAAUUGAUUAUAAAUCUAUUUCAUUAAUUUUGUUACAAUUAAAUGUUUAAAAUAAUGAAUCUGCAUCACAACCAUAAAUAUUUAUUAAAAUUAACAACUUAAUAUAAUAGAUCAAUGAAUAAAAUAAAUUUGUUUGGUCCACCAAUUGGAGUGUGUCAAUUAGGUAACCAUUAACAAUUUAUGAAGCUAGCACUGCGGUCAUAUUGUCACAAGGACAUAGUAUAAAAAGUAAAAUAAUUAAUUUUAAAUAAAUUUAAAAAAUAUUAUAAUUUUUUUUAAAAUAGCAGAUUAUAAAUCAUAAUAUUAAUAAAAAUUAUCUAAUUGUUUAGUACAUUUGUUUAUUAACAGUAAACAAAACUUUGUGUGUAAUUUUCAAUAAUAAUAAAUUUUUACAAUAGAAUAGGUAACACAAUCAAAAUUAUGAAAUAAGUUAACAAUAGGUAUACUUUUUUUUUUUUUAAACUUUAUGAUGACUUACCUUAAAAUGUUUAAAUAUCUUAUGUCAUGUUGGAUCAAAUAUUAAAUUUUAAAAAAGCAUGAUUGUCUAAAAAGCAAAUUACGGGAAAAUAAGUAGAUGAAAUAAAUGUAUGCCUACUGUAUAUAACAUAUUAGAGCUAUAUAAUAACUAAAUAAUUGAAUGAUCAAUGAACAAUAACUAUAAAUUAAUUCAAUUCAUUCACAACAGGUUUAUGAAAUUAUUAUUUCGUAUGAUAAGAAAAAUAAAUAAGAUAAACUACGUUACAGUGCAUGUAAACAUUUUGUUAUUUAUUGAUAAAAUAUUAUGGGGCAGACAAAAUAAAAUUAUACUUUUUCUGUAUGUGAAUCUAACACCCCCUCCCAUGACACGGAAAAAUCUAUCUGUUAUCAACUCGCGUGGAACAUGAAAACAGCUGAUCGAGUUAACACAUUAUUUAUUAUUUUUAUUUUUUUUGUUUUCGCAACUUUUCAGAGUAAAAAAAAAAGUAACAAUAAUUCUAGUCCGGUCCACCAACUUCUAAAUCAACACAAAUCAAGUCAAUAUAUAAUUAUUAGUUAUAAUAAAUUUAUAUCGCACUUAAUAUAUAUAAAAAAUCAAUUAUUUGUUAAUAUCGUUUUACAUUUUACUUUAUUUUCCCACCGAUGCUAUUUACCUGUCGUGAAAUACUGUAUUAAUCAUUUUUAGUAUAUUUAUUGUUAGUCAAUUUUAUUUUUUUCUGGUUGGGUAUUGUUAAUAAUUAUUUAAGAAUUUUCUUCACACUUAUUGUCUAUCUGUCAAGAUACAGCUUUGGUUUAUGUUCUAGACUAAUUCAUAAUGAGCUUCCUAUUGUGAGUGUUUUAUACAUUUUUCUACGUACAGCUAUCCUUAAUAAUACGGUAUUAUAUUUUUAUGGCUGUCGUUUUUCUUUUAGUGGAGGCCGUUCAUCGAAAACAUUCAAACCAAAGAAGAACAUACCAGAAGGUACACAUCAAUACGAUUUGAUGAAACACGCAGCAGCCACUCUUGGGUCUGGAAAUUUAAGAUUGGCUGUAUUACUACCUGAGGGUGAAGAUCUCAACGAAUGGGUUGCCGUGAACAGUAAGUGAUUGAUAUAUUGUUUAUAUAGGUACCUCCAAGUUUUUUAUAGUAAUAAUAUAUAAUAUCUUAUAGACAGCAUAAAAACAUCAAAAAUAAAAAUCAAUUGUAAUCAGUUUUAUAAGUAUCUACUGACAUACUAUAAUAUAUUAUAAUUAACUAUUUUUAUUUUAAGUAAUCACAUUUAAUUUAAAUUGUAAAUGGUAUGGUUUUAAAAUAAUUAUCAAGUCCAAUGAACUACCUAUAUCAAAUUAUCAAUAUAAUUCUUAGACACCUAUAUUCUCUAUCUACUGAGGGAAAUUUAAAAUUGUAAUUAUAUUUUCUUAACAAAGUAACUACUUAUAGUAGGACAGUAGGUUAUGUAAAAACAGAUCUGUAUACAUACCUAUUAAUUUUUUUUUUUUUUUAAUAUUUGCAGAAAAUAUACAUAAAAAUAGUUUAUAUAAAUAUGUUUUAAUACUUAGAAUAAUUUACAUUACUAUUGUAUAUACAAAUUCAUCUACGAUCUUACUUAGAAUUUUUAAUGAUUAAAUCAUUAUAAUGGCAUGUAACUUAAAAUAAUUUAAAGUUAUUAUAUUUAAUUAUGAUAAAUACCUACCUACCUAUAUAAUUUUAAAAUUAUUUGUUGAAAUAAAAUAUUUUUUAUUUAACUGGAUAAAUAUCUUUUAAGUGUAAUUUUAAAAGGUUUUUGGUAGUUUAUUUGUUUUUUUUUUUUUUUUUUUUUUUUUUUUUUUGAUUUCAUUUAAUAUGGAGUAUUUGCUGACUAAUAAAUCUAUGAUUCAUAUAUUAACUAAAAUAAUCAUAAAGUACUCAUUUUUUAUAUUUACAAAAAUACAGUUCAUACUAAAUUUUAGAUAAUUUAAUAAUCAUAUUUAAAAUUAUUUAAUAUUUGACUAGCAUAAUCAAAUCAUACAUCUACUUAUGUCUUGUUAUUAUAAUAAUGAGCAAGUCAAUUUUGGUGAUACCUCUAACUUGUGUUUUGUUUAAAAUUUAAAUACAGUGAAACCUCUAAUUACUGGAUACUCCUCUCAGUCACUGUAAUUUUAUCUGCUAUUCAGAGGGGAAACAAAUUCUCGAAAACUCUGAGAAAUGAAUAACUAUAUUCAACAUUUAUAUAAAUAAUAUGUAUAUUUACAUUAUUUCAAAAUAAAUAUUAAUUGUACAUAUUAUUAUUUAAAAUUAUGUUAUUAUUAUGUAUGUAAAAAUAUUAAUGAAAAUAUAAAUAAAAAUUAACAUUUAUCGAAAAAAUCAGUUACUUUAGCUUGUUUAAGAUUUUGAUUUGCCAUAUAAGUGUCUGUUAUUUAGAGGCUUUCUUAUAUAAAAGUGAUGAAAAUGUCCCCACUCCCCAAAAAUUGUCUGUUAUUUGGAGGUGUCUGUAAAGAAUAGGAUAGUAAAGAAAAAUAAAUUGAUUGCUUUCAUACAACAUUUAAAAUGAUUAAGUCGUAAAAUUAAAUUUCUUAUAUUAUUUUUUGUGAGUUCGUUGUUUUUUAUGCAUCUACCUAUUAUUAUUAUAAUGUAUACAUUAUCAUUAUUAAAAUACUCGGUUUUAAUUAACUAUAAUCAUUACUAAUGCUAAUCACAUAUAAAUGUUGUCAAUGCUGUUAUUAUAAAGAGCAUCAUUUUUUUAUUUCUCUUGUAUUUCAUGUUGAAAUAAUAUUGAAUUUUUUACAUUAAAAACAUUUUUUGUAUUGAAAUAUUCACAAUAGGAAAUCAUUGUUUAAAAUUAAUUAUUUUAAUUAUUACAAAAGUAAUUUUUAUGUAACUCUUGUGUUCAUAUACAAGAAAUGUGUUAAUAUUAUAUAAUAUGAUAAACUAAUAUUUUGUAUUCAGUUCAAACACAACUAUACUGAUUUCAUAACCUUAGCCAAGGAAUAUAAUUAAUAGUUUGUACACACAGAUACUUGAUGAUUAUGCUAUUAUUUAUUAAUUUACUACUAGUAUGUUAUAUAAAUAUUAUCAAGCAAUGUGAAUAAUAAUUAAAAUUAUCUGAUAAUAUUAAAAAUUUGUUAAUUAAUAAAAUCAUAGUUUUAAAACAAAGUAAUUAUAAUAUACAUCUAUAUAUUUCAAGAACAAAAUAUUACUCAUAUUAUUGAUACAUGGUUCCAAAGUAUAGAUAAUUGUCAAAGUGGAUUAACUUUAUUUAUUUUUGUUGAUAUAUUCUUGUUAUUAUUAAAUUAAAUAUAACCUUGAUAUCUAUUAUUUAUUUAUAUUAUUUAUUUUUAACAUUUUAGCAUUAUCUUUAUUAAAUUUUUUUUUUAUUUAAUUACUAAUUUUCAAAAGUAUAGCCAGCAAAUGUAAACAUUUUCUUAUAAAAUCUGUUGUUUUUUUUUUAAUUUCAAUUUUUGACAAUUAUAUUCAUAUUGCAUUGAAAAUUACUACUGAUUAAGCUACUGAAAUAAAAUAACCAUAAUAAUAUUAUAGAUCUUAAUAAUAUUCAUGGGUUGUCUUAGUUUUUUAAAAUUCAACACAUACAUAUUUAUUUAUAAAUAUUUAUUAUCAAAUAAAAUUUAUUUUCACAUAUUAUCACAUCAAAUUUGUAUAUUUUAUUUUGUUUCAGCCGUUGAUUUUUUUAAUCAAAUAAACAUGUUAUACGGCACAAUAACAGAGUUCUGCACAGAGGAAAGUUGUUCUAUAAUGUCUGCUGGACCAAAAUAUGAAUAUCACUGGGCAGACGGUCUUACUGUUAAAAAACCUAUCAAGUGUUCCGCUCCUAAAUAUAUUGAUUAUUUAAUGACUUGGGUUCAGGAUCAGUUAGACGAUGAAACAUUAUUUCCCUCAAAAAUCGGUGUCCCUUUUCCUAAGAAUUUCUUAUCCAUUGCUAAGACAAUACUUAAACGGUUAUUCAGGGUGUAUGCACAUAUAUAUCACACACAUUUUGACUCUAUAGUUUCAUUAGGUGAAGAAGCACAUCUCAAUACAUCUUUUAAACAUUUUAUUUAUUUUGUACAGGUAAGUAAUUUAAUGGUUGUUAGUAAAUUCAUAUAAAAUCUCAUUGCACUUAAAAGUGUGUACACACUUGAGCAUUUUUUUGUAACAUUCAUGCAAACCAUGUAUCAUGGAACAUCGUUGUGUAUUUUUACGUUACACAUUGAUGUUAUGACCAAGCAAAAGCACAUUUUUGUUGCAAUGUUACUAAUGGUUGUUAUUCCGCAUUUCAUCAGUUGUCAAGUGAACUAUGCACACAACCGAAUUUCCCAGUCACAUAAAUAAAGUAAUAGAUAUAUUUUGUGUUGCGAUUUUAUAUUUCAAACUUGUAAAAACAUGUCCACACUAUUCUAGCAUUGCAUUGCAACAUCCUUUGAUGCGGACAAACUUUACCGACACCUGAUGAGACGUGGUGUAACUCCAUAGCAUAUCACUUUGUUAUACCCGUUUAUUACGUGUUGGUGUUACGCAAACAUUUUCACACAGAUGUUGCAGUAAUACGACAGCGUUAUGAUACAAUGUUUUGUUAAAACAAAAUAUUCAAGUGUGUACCAGGCUUAAUAUGUAUUAGUAUUUGAUAAAUUAAUAUAUUUAAAAAAUAAAUAAUAAUUUUUAUCUCUGUUUUUAUAGUAGUUAAUUAAAUAUUUUGUUUUAAUAUGAGAUAAUUAGUUUACAAUGUUUACAUUUAUGCCUUAUUGUUUUGAGAUAUAUUGUAUCCAUAAAUAUUUGUAAUAUUUUAUUGUUAUUCCACAUAUAUUAAUUUUAUUAUCAUAAUUUUGUUUUUGCAGGAAUUUGUACUGAUCGACCGAAGAGAAUUGGCUCCAUUACAAGAUUAUAUUGAUAAAUUGGCUGGCAGAGAAACUAGAUAAGUGACUUAUGGUACUUCAUCAAUUGAACUUAGCACAACCAAUUAAUGGCUUUAAUCAUUCUCUGAUGUGAUAACUAAAAAUUUUUAUUACAGAAUAGUUUACACAUACUUACCAAUACACACACAAAAUUAGAUCAUUUUUAGUCAAUUGGCAUUCAUUCUGUCUUAUACAAAUAAAUAUAUUUUUGUGUAAUACUAUAUAAUAUUAUAUAUUACCAAUGAUAUGAUCUAUUUAAUUGAUUAUAAGCACUAUUCUGUAUAUUAUGUAGGCAAUCUACCACCAAAGAAAUUCAUUUAAGUAUAGUUAACAGUUUUACUACUAUUUUGUACGAUUUUAUAUUAGAAAUAUCUAAUAUAUAUUAAAAUUAUAUAUUAUUUUUAAUAACUAGUAUAUAUUAAUUAUUUAUUUUUAGUAUUAAACAGUGUGCCAGAAUAGUAACUACUGUUAUACACUUAAAAUUGAAAAAUCAGAACAACGAAUUAUUUAUUUUUAUAAAUAACUUAUUAUAUAUUGCAAUUGUUCUACUUUAUAGUGGUAUUGCUUUUUUACUUUACAUUUUAAUAUAGUAACUAUUAUUGGUGCACUUGUGAUAAAAUAUAUUUAUGAAAAAAAAAAAAAAAACAAUUAUUGUACAAGUGAC
This is a messenger RNA of Cinara cedri, 6227 nucleotides long. NCBI's taxonomy places the organism in Eukaryota, Metazoa, Arthropoda, Insecta, Hemiptera, Aphididae. The record is from the annotation of a GenBank genome assembly.